AUUUUCGUUUGUGUGCCGUACACCGAAUUCAAUAAAUAUAUUCCGUUAUGUGCUACGAAAAACGAACAGAGCUGAGUAGUCAUCCAAUUUUUGUAAAUAAAUGAAAAUAGGACAGAGGACAGUUAGGAAAUUUGUACACAUUGGAGAAACAAAUAACACAGCGUACUUAAUAAUCUUUAAAAUGUAGUUUGAUAAGUGAUUGAUAAAUCGACCGAUAAUAUUUUAUUGUGUUUAUUAUUAGAUUAAAUAAGUUAAUCUAACUGGGCUUGGCUGUAAUUCUCUUUUUAGUGAAAAAAUAAAUUAUGAGAAUAUUAGCAAGAAGAAAAUGAAUGAGGUAAUAGUAGAAUAUGAUUAUAUUGCUAAAGAAUCCGACGAGCUGACAAUAAAAAAAGGUGACAUCAUUAAAGAUGUAAUAAAGAAAACAGGUGGAUGGUGGGAAGGUGUGUUAAAUAAUAAAAAAGGCAUGUUUCCCGAUAAUUUUGUACGAUCUUUGGAUAAGGAUUCCGUCGUAUUAAGAAAUAGUAAAGAUGUUUCGAGAAUAAGGCAAUGUAGAGUCGUGUUUUCUUAUAAUCAAGAUCACGAAGAUGAAUUAAACUUGAAGGUUGGCGAUAUUAUCGAUAUAAUUGGAGAAGAAGAAGAAGGUUGGUGGAGAGGUGUCUUGAAUGGAAAACAAGGAGUCUUCCCAUCAAAUUUUGUGAAAGAAAUUCCUUUCCAGCCUAAUCCUUCGAAUAGAGUAUCGUCAGUAAAUAUAGGAAAUGAGAGUGAGACUAAACCACCUAAACUGCCUUCUAAACCAACAAAACUAUUAUGCGAAGCCACUUAUCCUUACAAAGCUCAAAACGAAGACGAAUUAUCUUUCAAAGAAGGUGAUGUUAUAACAAUAGUAAACAAAGAAAGCCAAGAUCCAGGUUGGUGGCAAGGAGAAUUGAACGGAAAAAUUGGAUUUUUUCCCGAUAAUUUCGUCGUACUUAUCUCCAAUAACGAUAGUAAAAAUAACAGUAAAGAAGAAAGGAAAUCUGUAACUAAAGCAUUCGCAGAAACAGGUGCCAUAAAAUCAGUUUCGGUAGCUUCCCAAAGAAAAUCGUUAGAACAAAAAACCGAAAAGAAAGAUACUGAUGGUAGUACACUAAAUAAAACUCCCCCAAUUCCAAGUAAAAAACCAACGGUGUCAAUUAAAAAAUCUCCUUCCGGUUCGGGUGCUGGUAUACUUUCCGAAAUCAAAAAGAAAAUUGUAGAUGCGGUGGAUGGUACAACAGGAAGUAAAAUUAUACAAAAAGAACAAUCGGAUUAUGAAAACGCUUUUGAUCAAGUAGAAAGAAGAUCUCUUUUAUCUGAUGUUAGAGCAACAAGAGUCAAAGCACCUGGUCGUCGUCCCCCAACUACCGCUGCUUAUAAAGACGAUCAACCUACUAUAUCAAACGGUAAUGCAGAAACUGAAAUACAAGAGCAUAUUGGAGAUUCUGAAGUUAAACCUCGUUUACGUGAAUGGGAGAAACAUAAAGCCCCUUGGUUAGAAGAAAUGAAGCAAAAUCAAGUGAAAAGAACGAUGACUUGUAUAGAAACCGAGGAGGAAAUUAAACAAAUGGAAAAAGAGGUAAAUAUCUUUCAGGUGGAGCAAUCGAAGCCGGUUUCACCCCCGAAUACGAAAUUUAAAAUACCGCAAGAAUCCGAGAAGCACAUUCGACAUUCCAUAUCUCACGUACCGAAGGACAUUCCUGUAUCAGCUAGUCAAUCUGUAAUUAUUCCGAAGGAGGGCGCGAGUCCGAAAUUGUCACCAGUUAAACUGGGAACGUCGAAGAAUCCCGUUAGUCAAGUCGAUAUUUUGCAACGUUUGGAAAUAUUGGAGGAAACAGUGCAAAAACAACAGCAGCUCAUAGAGGAUUUACGAAACAGGUUGCAGAUCGAAAUAGAAAUGCGAAGCUUUUUACAAGAUAAACUUAUGCAAAACGUACAAGUUUAAUUAUUAUUUUUUUUAAUCAAACGGUGUUUUAAAGUCUGCUAUCAUUUUUUUAUAUACAAAUAUUGCAAAUUUGAAACAAUUAUUCGAUGUUAAUUGAAAUAGGACUCAAUCAUUUCAAUAUCCUUUAAUCCACAUCCUGUGAAAUACAAUUAGGACUGUGAAUAUGUUUAUAUAAUUUUGUAACUUUCUCGAAAAUUAAUUUUGGGUUAUUUCAAUUUUCCAAAUGUUGUUAACUUUUUAAAUCGGUUUCCGGAACCAUCACCAGAGUCUUGGAAAUCUCAAAGUAUCUAAAAAUGUGAUUUUUCAAUUAUUCAAAUUGUUUCAAUUUGCUUAAAAAUGAGUAGAAAUACUCUAAAAUUAUGCUCAAAUAGUUUUUCAAUUAAUCUAUAAAAACUUAUUUUAAUUAAUUUUUAUAUAUAUUUUUUUUUUUAAAUUUUUACUCAUGAAUAUAUAUUCAACUCAAUAAUUUUUGUUAUAACAUCGAAUUUUAUUAAUUGCGGCUGUGAUUUACAAAUUAUUUUCUCAUUUUUUUGUUUUUUCUUUUAUAAAUUCGGUUUAUUAUUCAUAGUUGACCGCCAUUUCCAAACAAAAACGUUCUAAAAGCUUCUAAAAUGUCUGGAACCCAUUUCUUCCUCUAUAUCAUGUCAUUUUUCUCAUUUCCUCGUAAAGUUUUUCCUUUACCCCCUUCGUUGUUAGUCUCUCUUCGAUUUUUAAUAAUUUUUCCAGCCCUUAUUAUUUUUUGUACCAGUUUAUUGUAUUAAUUCAACUUUUAGCUACUGUCACACUCACAAAAUUCAAAUAAAAAAUCAAUUAAUUGAUUCUGUAGUAAAAAUACACCCUGUAGAAUACAUAAAACUGUAAUUACAUUCAUUUAAAAUGAUUAAUUGUACAAACUAACUAUAAUUUCAAAUAAACUAUAUAUCGAUUAUUGCCAUCGAUAAAAACUCGCCCUGUACAACACCUAAAUUACCAAUUUUUGAAAAAUAUUUUUUGUUUGGAGACGGUAUCAAAAUAAAUGACAUUAAAUGGGUUUAAUAUUAAACGCAGGCUUUAUUACAUCUAAUCUAUGCUGCAUUCAAACGCUUUUUCUGUUUAAUUUUUUUUAUUUUUAAUAUAGGGUACUUAAGAAUAUAUAUAUAAUUAUAUAUAGUGUACAAAAAGCUAACUAAAACUUGUUUAUAACUUUGCUAACGCAUAAUUUAUUAUAACAAAAGGAACUAAGCAAUAAUAUUUUUUUAUAAUCAAUUUUUUCUCUUAAAUAAUGAUUUUUGUAUUAAAUAAUUUGCCCAUCAAGGAAUAAUCUAUUCGAAGGAUCUUCAAAAUUGAAGGAUGAAGUAAACAAUUUAUUUCCAGAACAAAUAAAUUGUUUAUUUUGAAAUUUAUUGAUUGUAGUUUGGAAAGUACCAUUCAGUUUACAAUCCGGAUAAAUUUUAAUCGAAUUUUUUUUUUUUUAAAAUUGAGGUGGACAUAAGGUGACCUCCAAUUUAAGAAUUGUCAAAGAAAAAAUGUAAAACCAUGGAGACUAAAGCAAACAAUAAAUAAAACAAAAAUAAAUGGGACGGUUUUAAUAAUCCAACAAGUUUCUUUAGUAUCUAAAUAUGUGACAUAACUUAACAUAAUUUUCUGAUGCAUUACGUGAUCAUUUAUUUGCCAUAUGAGCUAGAAAAGCUGUGCCAAAACUGGUUACUGUUCUGUGGAGUCCUAUAAUUUGCACCAAAAGCAGUUUUUUGGGGUAAUAGUAUAUUAAGUUUAAUAGAAAUAUUGAAAAAAAUGAAAAUUAUUCCUGAAAUAGUACCAAAAGAAAUUUUCAGUGUAAAUAUAUUCGUAAAUGGCCAAAAAAGGAGUAUAAAGAAAUGAAAGAUAAAGCAAACAUGAAAUAGAAAAGAAUGUUUUCCAAAAGUGAAAUAAUUUAAUUGAAAAAGUAGAAAAUUGAUGCUAUAUACUGAACGCUACAUCAGGAUCUUCAAAUAACGAAUUGUCAAAGAAGAAAUACGAAAAAAUGUAGAAAUAUGAAGAUAAAGUAGUAACAGAACACACUAAAUAAAAGGAAAAAGGGGCACUUUCCAACAGUUGUCUGAUUACUGGUGUAAAUUGCACAAAAAUGAACAUAAUUUGACCUACUUGUUAAUUUAUGAGAAAAAUUGUGCUAAAACUAAACAUACAAAGAACAACUUUGAAUAUUUCAAAAGGUAAAUAAUUGUUUACGGCCCUGUGGGAUCCUAUAAUUUGCCACAAAAUCAUUUUUAGGUAUAAAUGUAUUUUUUUAUAAAUUUUAUCGUAUAUUAUUGUUAGUUCCUUUGAAUAUAGGUAGCCAUACUUUAUACAUUCUAUUUUCAAAUUCGUCCAAUUUUAUUGUUUGUAAGAUUUGUUUUUGAAUGUAAUUUUUAAAAUAAUUUAUUUUAUACAGUUGAAUUACUUAUCGUAUUAUUAGGAGUUGCUAAUUUGUUAAGAAAACUUAUUUUAUAAAUUGGUUGUGCAUUUUGAUUAUACUUUUUUUGAAAAUAAAGAUACCAGCAGCUGUA
Messenger RNA from Diorhabda carinulata, 4482 nucleotides. Its product is annotated as SH3 domain-containing kinase-binding protein 1-like. The coding region runs from base 326 to 1960 and encodes 544 amino acids. Gene Ontology annotation, molecular function: protein binding. The transcript is spliced from 6 exons. NCBI's taxonomy places the organism in Eukaryota, Metazoa, Arthropoda, Insecta, Coleoptera, Chrysomelidae. The record is from RefSeq and is a predicted model, not a curated record.